Molecule: messenger RNA, 6974 nt
Organism: Condylura cristata (star-nosed mole)
Lineage: Eukaryota; Metazoa; Chordata; Mammalia; Eulipotyphla; Talpidae
Gene: SOCS7
Product: suppressor of cytokine signaling 7
Exons: 10
Coding region: 38-1774 (578 amino acids)
Biological process (GO): intracellular signal transduction; phosphatidylinositol phosphate biosynthetic process
Cellular component (GO): phosphatidylinositol 3-kinase complex
Molecular function (GO): 1-phosphatidylinositol-3-kinase regulator activity
Source: RefSeq, a predicted model, not a curated record
GCGGCCCGGCCCGCGGGGCUCCCGGCCGCCGCAGCUGAUGGUGUUCCGCAACGUGGGUCGGCCGCCGGAGGAGGAGGACGCGGAGGCGGCCCCGGAGCCGGGACCCUCGGAACUGCUGUGUCCCCGGCACCGUUGUGCCCUGGACCCCAAGGCCCUGCCGCCGGGGCUGGCACUCGAGCGGAGCUGGGGCCCGGCGGCUGGACUAGAGGCUCAGUUGGCGGCUCUGGGGCUCAGGCAGCCGGCGGGGCCAGGGGUCAAGACGGUCGGUGGGGGUUGCUGCCCGUGCCCAUGCCCCCCGCAGCCACCCCCUCCGCAGCCCCAGCCGCCUGCUGCCGCCCGGCAGGCCGGGGAGGACCCCACGGAAACGAGCGACGCGCUGCUGGUCUUGGAGGGCUUGGAGUCGGAGGCUGAGAGCCUGGAGACUAACAGCUGCUCGGAAGAGGAGCUCAGCAGCCCGGGCCGCGGAGGAGGAGUGGGUGGCCGGCUCCUGCUGCAGCCCCCAGGCCCCGAAUUACCCCCGGUGCCCUUCCCGCUGCAGGACUUGGUCCCUCCAGGGCGCUUGAGUAGAGCGGAGCAGCAGCAGCAGCAACCGCCUCCGCCCCCGCCUCCUCCCGCGCCCCUCCGGCCACUCGCGGGCCCUUCUCGGAAGGGCUCCCUCAAAAUCCGCCUCAGUCGCCUCUUUCGCACGAAGAGCUGCAACGGUGGCUCCGGCGGUGUGGAUGGGGCCGGUAAGAGGCCUUCUGGAGAGCUGGCUGCUUCAGCUGCGAGCCUGACGGACAUGGGAGGCUCUGCGGGCCGGGAGCUGGACGCGGGGAGGAAACCCAGGUUGACAAGAACUCAAAGUGCCUUUUCUCCGGUCUCCUUCAGCCCUCUGUUCACAGGUGAGACAGUGUCGCUUGUGGAUGUGGACAUCUCUCAGCGGGGCCUGACUUCUCCACACCCUCCAACUCCCCCUCCUCCUCCGAGAAGAAGCCUCAGCCUCCUAGAUGAUAUCAGUGGGACGCUGCCUACAUCUGUCCUUGUGGCUCCGAUGGGGUCUUCCCUGCAGUCUUUCCCCCUACCUCCGCCUCCUCCGCCCCAUGCCCCAGAUGCAUUUCCCCGGAUUACUCCUAUCCGAGCAGCUGAAUCCCUGCAUAGCCAGCCCCCCCAACACCUCCAGUGUCCCCUUUACCGGCCUGACUCAAGCAGCUUUGCAGCCAGCCUUCGAGAGUUGGAGAAGUGUGGUUGGUAUUGGGGGCCAAUGAAUUGGGAAGAUGCAGAGAUGAAGCUAAAAGGGAAGCCAGAUGGUUCUUUCCUGGUACGGGACAGCUCUGAUCCUCGUUACAUCCUGAGCCUCAGUUUCCGAUCACAGGGUAUCACCCACCACACUAGAAUGGAACACUACAGAGGAACCUUCAGCCUGUGGUGUCAUCCUAAAUUUGAGGAUCGUUGUCAGUCAGUGGUGGAAUUCAUUAAGAGAGCCAUCAUGCACUCCAAGAAUGGAAAGUUUCUCUAUUUCUUGAGAUCCAGGGUUCCAGGACUGCCACCAACUCCAGUCCAGCUACUCUAUCCAGUGUCCAGAUUCAGCAAUGUCAAAUCCCUCCAGCACCUCUGCAGAUUCCGAAUCCGACAGCUUGUCCGGAUAGAUCACAUCCCAGAUCUCCCACUGCCUAAACCUCUGAUCUCUUAUAUUCGAAAGUUCUACUACUAUGAUCCUCAGGAAGAGGUGUACCUGUCUCUAAAGGAAGCUCAGCUCAUUUCUAAACAGAAGCAAGAGGUAGAGCCCUCCACGUAGCAAGGGGCCCCUGCUGGUCACCACCAAGGGCAUUUGGUUGCCAAGCUCCAGUUUGAAGAACCAAGUAAAGCUACCAUGGAAAGAGGAGUGAGAAAAAAACAAGAGGAAAUAGGAAGGGUUGGGAUCCUCUCUGCAAGGACUUUGGCUUUCUUUACAACCCUGGGGCUUAGAAGAAGCACACAACUGUAUACUCCAAGCGGGGCUCCACCUUUCACAUCGCCCCGGUGCUGUCCAGGGACUGGAUGAGCUCCUUAGAAAACUGGAAGAAGUCUCAACACUGUUCCUUUCUCAGAAGUUUUGUUUUGGAGAUUUAGAAUUUUCGGUAUGGAAAACUCACCUUAAAGGCAGCUGAGGUUUGGCCCAUCAUGUUGGAAGUGGUGCAAUGGGUGAGGGUCUAAAGGGGAGGGGGGAGGAGAGGGGGUUGCCUAUGACAGUUAUUUAUCUGGUGCCAAAGGCAGUGUGCUAGUCUUUACCAUUGACCUUGAAGAAGAAAAGAGAAGGAAUCAGAAGUGCAUAUCAAGUUGGGUAGCUUUAGUAGGAGCAGAAAAGUAAGGAGGGUCUGUGGUCUCCAGUAGAAUAUUGCUGGUAAAAAUUGGCAAAUGGCCUCAGUCGUAACUCCUCCCAUCCUUUCCUUUUAGGGUUUUAGGGAUCUGAUUGCAGAAUCACCUCUCAUAAUUAGUUUUACUGAAUUCUUAAGCUCCGUGACCUCAAGUUAGCCCUGUUCCUCCUCCACCCUCCAUCCUUUCCCUGGGAUAACUGUACAUUUCACUCUGGUCAUGGUAACAUCAUUCCUAUUGCUUCCACCAGCUGUCAAGGCAGUAGCUUCUCUCGUCACCUGAGCAGUUCAGCACUCCAGUCAUGGGCUGCUGAAAUUAAUGGAGCAUGCUUCCAGAUUCUGAAUGGUAAACUGUACCCAUGACUUAGAUGUCAGUGUUAUUUGCCUCCAUAUGUCUGUCAGCUAGUGAGAGGGAAUGUGGAGGAAGGUGAGAAAAGAAGCAGUUGUAAUUGUGCUCUUCCCAGAGAAAGCUCCCCAGUAUCUCAGCUGUAAUGGGAUCUCCUGAGAUGACAGAGGAGGAGAACAUCACAUCACAUCUCAUAUAUCUCCAGCUCUUGCUGUCGUCCCACUUCUGGGAUGGGGGUAGCAAGCAAGAGUAUCUUUCCUCUGUGUGUUCUUUCUAGCAACCCAGACAUUUUCCUGAGUCAGACCCUGUUUGCCCUCCAUUCAUUGGAAAGUCUGUCAUAUGCUGAUUUGACAGUUGCCUGUCUUCCAGGUGGAAGUGGAAGAGGAGAGAGAAAAAUCUGAGUGCUUUUCAACAGUCUGAUUUUUCCCUGAAGGUAGCCACUGUCAAGUAAUAUAAUGCUAUGAGUUUGCCUUUCGUAGAGUUACUCUGGGAAGAGAUUUGCUAAUAGGAUGUGAAAAUUGAACUAUUUGGUCUUUAUUAUUAUUUUGCAUUAAGUCCUCUGCGAGGCUGCCUCUUUUGGUUCCUUUAUGUUUAUAUCUGCCUCAUCUCAUGAGAUCAAAUAGCAGAUUGGUGGUUUCCUGCUGCUUUAGGUGAAGCCUCAGUGUCUCAGUAAUUUAUAGGACUGCACCUUCUGGAAACAUUGGCCUUCUGCCUGUGUCCCACAUCGAAUGGUGAGUCUUCCUCCCUGUAACUGAGCAGGGAGGAAACUUGCAGUUUCCUGGCUAUAAAAGAACUGGCCCACAGAAUGAACUUUGUGGCAUAAACAUAGGCCACUGAUUUGCUGUGAAGUACCUCUUCUCUCCUUGGCUCCUGGUGGUAUUACUGGCCAGUUAAUAUUGUGACCCCAGAGCUUGAUUUAACCUGUGAAUCUUGCCUCUUGAGCGUACAGAUUAACUUUCCAUCUUGCAGGAAGUUUCCUCCACUGUCAUGGAGAGCCUGUCGUCUGGAAUUCAGUGGUAGCUUCAACUGGCUGAUAUGCAGCUGGCUAGGAUAUUUUUUUUUUAAGUUAUUUUUAACCAUCAGCCACCCAUAAUUUUAAAAUUAUGUUUUAGCAUGUGAUUGCCUGGCUCUGAGCUCCAUAUUGUGGAAAACAUAAGAGGUAUAAGAUGUGCUAUUUGGUGUAAGGGAGCUUCUAGGUGAGUGCCACAGAUUAAGCAAUUGGAGAAUGGCUCUGUGUAGCAGAGAGAAACUAGGGAUGUCUUUGAAGAUAUUCAGAGUGGAUAUGGUCUCAGGGUAAACCACAGCUGGUCUCUGUGGUAUGAAGCUUCGGAUCAUAGGUGGGGGCUGGAUGGAGGUGAGUAACAUGCAUUAAAAGCAUGGGAGCCAAAAUCUGCAUGCCGUGUUCUGAACAGUGUGCACGCAGCCCCAGGUUAGAGCAGCAACAGCAAAGAAUCCUUUCCAGUGCUAUGGUCAAGCCCAGAACUUCCUGUCAUCGGGCAAGUCUGAAUGCUGAGGGGAAUAGUGUUGAAAUGGAGCCCAAAGCCAGCCAGGCUUCUGCCAUGGCCACGGCCCUCACUGCUCUCAACAUAGCCUGUGUGAGGACGGCAGAACCUCUGUCCCUGCUGUGGCGUUCUUUAUUCAGAGAAAUCAAGUACCAAACCAAGCUAGCUAAGGAGAUGUGACCACCGUGAUCACCACUGUCCUUCAUUCUCUUCUGGGAAGGGUAGUGUUCAUCUGUGUCCAUAAUCGGUAUUUUAGUCACAGCCCAGACUGGGCCCUAGUUCCUCCUUGGUGGAGUGGCUACAAGGCAUGGCCUAGGUAUGAGCAGGCAGGCUCCAUGAGGAGAGGUGGAGGAAGGGGUAGGAAGAUGGGACAGUUGCCUGAGAGGCCGCCUGGCUGGGGUAAACAGGGAGGGCACGGAACCAGCUGAUCGGCCAUUGUCUGCACUGGCGGCACCUGCCCUGCAGUCUGGGUGGUGCUGAGUGAAGUGCACUCCACUGAAGAGACUCGCUCCUUUUGUUUGUUGUAUUUUAACUGUCACAAACUGGAGAACAUCCUCACUUCUAGCACCCCAUCAUCAGUUCGAAGUAGUGGGUGAGUGAUGUCAGUACCCUCUGGCCGCACACUUGUUUGUGAUUGAUCUACUGUAAGGUUCCUCAGGACGGGCGUGAACCACUGUGAGCUGAGGACAGCUACUGCUACAACUUGCCAUGGCUAGAAAUGUGAGCUGUCACAGAGGCACAGGAUCAGUGGAUAAGUGGGUGACAGCCAGGAGUUUGGGCCACUGGUGAGGACACGGGCCUGGUGGCCUGCUGUUGCCUAGACAGAGUGAACAUAACACCUGAGAAUGGGCUGUGGACUGGAGCACCUGAGAGACCUGUCAGGGAGCUCACCUCCGUGGUUUCUUCUCCUCUCUCACUUCUACUUGGGCUGUGUGUCAGCCUCGGUUGGGUUGGGAGUGUUGUGAGCUAGCUGCAGGUCCCCUUCAGUGCACAUCCAGGAGGAGCUAGGGAGUCCGAGGGUGAGGGUGGGGGGCUGGUUGUCUUAGAUCCGAGGCAGAAGUAGAGCCAGAGCCCCGGGGUGCCAUCAGGUUAGUCCUUCCCUGCCCGUCUGCCUCUGCCUUGACCUUGAGCCCCUAGGCUGGAGGAGUAGGCGCUGGGGUAGAGCCCUACAGGGCUGCCGAAAGGAGGUCGGGAAGUCUGUGUGUGUGUGUGCGCGUGUGUGCGUGUCUUCACUUACAGAAGUCUUGCCACCACUGGGGUGUUGAGAGCAUCUCCACUGGGGGGAGACCUGACAUUUGUUUUCCACUUUUUAAGAAGAUGACAUGCCCCCUGUCCCUAAGGGAGGAGCUUUUGCAUUAGACAUUUUCCCUAUGGGAAUCCUCUUGGUCUGGUUUGUGGGAAAGGGGGGAGUGGAUAAAUGACUUUUAUCUCUAAUUGUCAACACAGCUGUUCUUACACUGAAUUUGUGCUAUUGCAUACAUGUAGCCAUCUUUCUUUUCACUGCAGCAGUGUUUAUCAGUAGUUCAAAAUGAUUUAUUUGCUCCUGGGGAGUAAAACCUUUUUUAUUAAAAAAGAAAAAGAAAAAAAAAAAAGUGUGAAUCCCCAAUCCCCACCACCAUGCUAGCUGUAGGCUUAUUGGGCCACAGAGUUGAAGAAGUCUGCCAGGCCCUGUGACCCUGUCCUGUUUUGACAUGGGAGCCCUUGUGCUCAGCACAAAAUGACAGGAGGCCUUGAGGAGGUGGAGAACGGAGUCCUGGAGGAGUGAGGUGGGGGUGGACCACAGAGAGGCACUGGGGACUCAGGUGCUGCAGUUAGAAACAUCGAGGAAUGAGCUGUAUUUCAAAUACUGACUCUAACCUGCCAGGGAGAGGCCUUUCUCUACGUGCAGAUUCCAUAUUGUCCUUGUCCUUUUCAUGGCUUCUUGACCUUCCUGGUAGGUGCCGUUCAGUUUCUUCCUGUACCCCUUCCUGCCCCCUCCACCCCACCGCCCCUUCCAUCCCCUUCCCAUCUGCCUCCCAGGAAGCCAGCCCUGCAUGCUGAGUCUGUGACAUGCCUUCACACCCAUUUCAUCACUUGGGGGACUGCUCCCUUACCUCUGCCAUCCCUCCCUCCGCCGUGCCAGGAGGCAUCAGGGGCAGGCCAAAAGCAACCAGCCACAGCGGGAAGACAUGAUUCUGGUUGCAGCUGGACUGCGAUCGUAGUUGCUCCUGGAGCUAGAGUGUCAGGAUAACUUAGGACACUCUGGUAGGAAACCAGGCUGAUCAUAGACUGCACAGCCCCGCUCAGAGCCGCGGCCCACCCCGCCUGAGCGCCAGCCCCAGCUGGGCCGGGCAGGCUGGUCUGACUACUCCUCCGUGGUGCUCCCUUGCAUAGGGACCUGCCCCGCUCUGCUAGGCCCAGAACCUUUCUGAGGGACAAGCAUAACCCAGGCACACUCUGUGGGCAGCCGGCUUCUGGGACGCCCAAAUUGGUGCUGCCUGUGGCACAGCCACUGCUGUACUUUUUUUUUUUUUUUCUUGCAAGAAACUCAACAAAGUGGGGUGUCGUUCUGGGCUCUGGUGGUGGCUAAUUCUUUACCAGAAGGGGAGCCACACACCCCUGCAGCCACUGCUGUCGCCUAGCACCCUGGCCCUCCUCCAAGCCAAAGCGUGGCCUGGCUUUUGUCUUCCCAUUUAGUUUUUCUCCUCAACUCUCCCUUUUUGUGCUUAAUUUAUUAAAAUAGUUGCUGUAUAAUUUAUUUUCAUAAACUAUAAAAAAUUACUAAAUGGUUAAAAUAGACUUGCAGGCCAAUCUUAA